Messenger RNA from Erigeron canadensis, 1094 nucleotides. Its product is annotated as 2S seed storage protein-like. Gene Ontology annotation, molecular function: nutrient reservoir activity. NCBI's taxonomy places the organism in Eukaryota, Viridiplantae, Streptophyta, Magnoliopsida, Asterales, Asteraceae. The coding region runs from base 1 to 867 and encodes 288 amino acids. The record is from RefSeq and is a predicted model, not a curated record. The transcript has a single exon.
AUGGCAAAGCUAAUCUUUUUGGCACUUGCCUUCACCGCCCUUUUGGCCUUUGCUUCUGCCCACAAAACCAUCGUCACCACCACCACCACCAUCGACGACGAUGAAAACACAGUUUCACGACAGAGUCAGUGUAGGCAACAAGUAGAGGACCAAAGGUUCAACCAGUGUGAAAAUUACUUCCAAUCCAAACAAGGCCAAGACCAAGAGAUGAGACAAAUGUGCUGCCAAGAACUCGAAAACGUUGACCAGCAAUGCCAGUGCCAGGCUGUCAAGAAAGUCAUGAGAGACUCAAUGAUGAGUCAGCAAGGACACCAACAACGUGGAAGCUUCGGUGGUCAAAUGGUUGAACGUUUGAGACAAAAGGCUGAGAAAGUUAUUGACCAAUGUAACCUUCAAAUUUCAAGACAAGAAUGUCAAAUUGGAAAAAUAACCACUACUACUAUAAUUACUGAAGAGGACGAAAACCCGAGUUUUCCCCCUUUCCGUACCGGUUCUGAACAAUGCAGGCAAAUGAUGCCACAACGGUUCAACCAGUGUGAAAAGUUCGUUGAGCAAGCGGUUCAAACCGGUUUUCCUAGGAUUAUGAUGAGUGUGAACAAACACAAACAACAACAGUCUCAACAACAGAUUCAGAAGCUACAACAACAGUGUUGUAACGAGCUUGAAAAUGUUCAAGAGGAGUGUCAUUGUGACGCGUUGCAGAAGGUUUAUGAACAAGCUAUGGGACAACGUCAGCAAGGACGUCAGCAACAACAGAGCCGUCAAGGUGGACAGAUGAGGCAACAAGUGGAGCAGGUGGUUGAGGUUUUGAAGAAUCAGUGUGACUUGCAAGCACAACAAUGUAUGAUUCCAUCUGCGAUGUUUUAAUGUAGAUCAAACAUCGCAGAUCGAACGAGUAAUAAUAAUAAAAGGAAGUCUCAUCUCUAGUCGUUUUUUUAGGUUUAGAAACGACUUUUUGAGAUGGACCGAAAUGAGAAUAAGAAGCUAGCUAGAUAGUUAGCACAUGUAGUGUGGUUGUAUAUCUAUAUAUAGCUAGCUCAUGUGUAAUUAAUGGUGGCUUUUAUCUUUAUGAACAUAUCAAAUGAAUAUGUUAA